Molecule: messenger RNA, 3884 nt
Organism: Lepus europaeus (European hare)
Lineage: Eukaryota; Metazoa; Chordata; Mammalia; Lagomorpha; Leporidae
Gene: PGPEP1
Product: pyroglutamyl-peptidase I
Exons: 5
Coding region: 63-692 (209 amino acids)
Biological process (GO): proteolysis
Cellular component (GO): cytosol
Molecular function (GO): pyroglutamyl-peptidase activity
Source: RefSeq, a predicted model, not a curated record
CCCGGCGCAGCGGACGCGCCAGUCCGAGCGCGAGCGGGGCGGAGGCGCUGCCCGAGUGCGCCAUGGAGCAGCCCAGGAAGGCGGUGGUGGUGACCGGGUUCGGCCCUUUUGGGGAACACACCGUGAAUGCUAGCUGGAUCGCAGUGCAGGAGCUGGAGAAGCUGGGCCUGGGGGACAGCGUGGACCUGCACGUGUAUGAGAUCCCCGUGGAGUACAAGACCGUGCAGAGGCUCAUCCCCGCCCUGUGGGAGAAGCACAGCCCGCAGCUGGUGGUGCACGUGGGCGUGUCGGGCAUGGCCACCACGGUCACGCUGGAGAAGUGCGGUCACAACAAGGGCUACAAGGGCCUGGACAACCGGCGCUUUUGCCCGGGCUCCCAGUGCUGCGUGGAGGACGGGCCCGAGAGCAUCGACUCGGUCAUCGACAUGGACGCCGUGUGCGAGCGGCUCACCUCGCUGGGCCUGGACGUGACGGUCACCAUCUCGCAGGACGCCGGCAGGUACCUGUGCGACUUCACCUACUACACGUCGCUGUACCAGGGCCACGGGCGCUCGGCCUUCGUGCACGUGCCCCCGCUGGGCAAGCCCUACAACGCCGACCAGCUGGGCCGGGCGCUGCGCGUCAUCAUCGCCGAAAUGCUGGGCGUCCUGGAACAGUCGGACCGCCAGGGCAGCUGCUGCCGCCGGCGCUGAGCCCGCCCCUCCACCCCUCCCCCUCCGGCGUCCGGGGGUGGGGGGCGGGGGAGGGCUGAUGCGCCCCCCACGGUCCCUCCCCCCCCCCGCACCCACGGCGGCGGCCACCUGCCCGACCGCCGCUCCCAAGAGCCGGAUUUCCUAGCGCUGUGCCUCCAUGGAUUGUUCUCGAAUCUACGGCGGCUGGGGGGCGGCGAUCAGUCGCCGGGGCCGCCCUGGGCCAGGACUCGGCCCGGGUCUCCACUCUGCUUUCCUUCCUCUCUCUUGUCAAGAGCAGGACGGCUUGGCGUGGGCGCACAGUGAGCGGCCUGUGCGUGCGACCUGGCUUUUGCUUUUGGGGUGCGGCCCCUUUUGCCCCCCCUUCCCCCGGACUGAAGACGUGCCAGGAAGCCCCCUCCCCCUCACCGCCAUUGGGGCGGCCGCUGAGGGUCCGGGCACCCAGGGGAGGGCAGAGUCUGCCCCCCGGACUUUUCUAUUUUUAACGUCUGAGACUUUGUAGCUGCUGCCGCGGUCCAGGGCUGCGAUGGGGGUGACAGCCAGGGGGGCGCGGUCCCGGGGUGGGGGGCCGGGCUGGCGCUGAUCUGGGCAAGCCCUGGCAUGUUUUAGGGCCGGGCGAGGGUGGCAGCCCACAUAUCUGAUGACGGCAGUUUUUGGAGACGGGCCCAGGACGCACGGGUAAAAUUUUACCUCGUGCUUGACCCCCGGCAACUUUGAACUUGACCCCUGCAGGGGGGGGCGUGGUGGAGUCGGUGCCUCUGGAGGUGACGUCAGGGGGACAGCGUGACCCCAGCAGCCAGGGAAGCCGCCACCCCGGCUGUCACCCUAUACUCGGCCCCUGAUGUCACCCCGACCUCGGCCCUAGAUGUCGCCCUGACCUCGGCCCCUGAUGUCACCCCGACCUCGGCCCGGCUCAGUGUCCCCGACCCCGGGGACUGUGAUGUCACUGUGCUUUCUCCAGCACCCACCUUUCUCCCCACCGUUCCCACGCCGCCGGGGUGCGUGUCUGAUGCGUGUCGGGGUUUCCCUUUGCAGGGGAGCUUGGGGGGUGGUGGGUGAUGGGUGACGGGGGGGGCUGGAGGCCGCAGGUUGAGAUGAUCGGGGCUCCCCCCCCCCGCCUGCUCCACACCUGUCCCCCCCCAGCUUGUGGUCUCCUGGGAAACGCAUUGCUGGGGGCGCUGUCUCCACCCAGCCAGACCAUGGGGGGGGGGGGGGGACCCGGCUCAGGGAGCCCGCGGAGGCCUUGGUCAGGGUCAGGGCUGCCCUGCAGAGCCCGAGGCGGGACAGGAGAGGAGGGGCUGCAGUGGGGGGAGGGGAGCCAGGCCCUCCCCCCAGCUCAGCGGGGUGUGACUUGUGUCCAGCCACUGCCAUGGUGGAGUGUGUGUGUGUGUGACAUUUCUGUUCCCACCACCACGCGGCUCAGCAUCUCCUCGUGGGGACGGGGCCGGGGUCCCAGGGAGGGAAAUCAUCAGACCCCACUGAACCCAUCCGCCCCACCCCCGCUCUGUGGCGUGUCCGUCCGUCUGUCUGUGUUUGGCGGUUCAGGGCCUUUCCAAUCCCCCCUUCCCAUCCCCCCCUCAAUUGCAGAGCUUCCUGGGGGGCGGCAGGGCAGGGGUGCAGGGCUGUGAGGGGCCUGGCAGGUGCCGAGGGAGGAGGGGCGGUGUGCCUAAGCCUUAAUGGCGGAGAGACGGCCUGAGGGGAGGGGGGCGCUGCGGGGCUGGGGUCUCCCAGGGAAGCAGAAGGGGGCUUCCCGGUGACCCCUGUGGGACCGGCGGAGGUGAGGUGGGCGAUGCUGCCAUCCACGCCUCCUGCCUGGCCCCCUCCCCGCCUAGAGGAAGGUCGGUGCUGUGUUCGCGAGGAAGUGACUUGAAAAAGAAAUAAGACGGAGAGGCUAGAAGGACAGGAAGGAGAGGAGCCGCAGGCACUGAGGUUGCUGGACUGACCUUGCCACUGCCCCCCCCCCCGUGCCUCCCACCCUUCACCGCCCCCCACCCCGUGCACCUGCCCCAGAGUCGAAGCUACCGGAGGGGCGGGGCCCGGCCACGACUCCCACCCCGCGCCAGGUCCCUGCCAGGCGGGCAAUGUCACGUGGCACUUGUCUCAGCCAGGGACCAGUCGGUGGCCCACUCUUUCUGUCUUGGAGCUGGGAGGCCAGCUGGUUUGCGGCUCCGCCCCUCCCCCCCAGGCCUGGGUUCCACCACCCCCCCCCGUGGCCCCACCCCAGGCAGAGCAGGAGCUGCUGGGACUUGGGGGGGGGGCUGCUGCUGUCUAGACAGUUGACCUUUGACCUCCCCGCCCCUUGUGGCGGCUGAACCCUGAAAUCCCCUUUGGGGAAGGCAAGGACAAAGCCUCAUUCUCUGCCGAGACCCCUGGGCGCCCGCAGCCAUGGUAACAGCGGCCUCGGCCUCCCUGUCGCAGACUCCAGGUCCCCUCUGCAGGCCCAGGGCCGUGAGCACCCAGGACUGCUGGCCGGGAGCGGCAGGUGCAGGGCUGGGGUCCCCCGAGACCCCAGCACAGACUGCUGGGGCACGGGCUCGGGCUCCGCCCAAUCCCCCACUCCACGCUGGGUCGCAGCCGAGCGCUGAGGGGGGCGAGGGAGGCUCCCACUCCUGGGGGAACGCGGCUCAGCCCCAGCUGCUCGUUCCCCGCCCCCACGCCCCUUCCCCAAGCCUCCCUGGGGUGCCAGACGCCCACAGAAGUGCCUGCCUCCCGAGGACUCCCAGGGCCCAGCGAGGCGGCCAUGGCUCCUGGCUGCUCCUGGUGGGGUCACCUGAGCCGUUCCCAGAGUAGGGGUCUCAGCUCAGGGGGCUUUGGGGUCCUGAUGCUGUGCCUCCAGGAAAUGCCGGGUUGGAAGCGGGGUCUCUGCCCACCGCGUGGACACCGGUGGGGGGCGGGGGUCCCUGUCCCCUUGCGCAGGGGGCUCCUGGCUUCUCUCUGGGGUUUCCCUUAGCCUCUCAGGUUCUUAUCUCGUCCUGGGUGUCUCUAGAAACAUCCUGCCAGAGCUGCCUGUGUCCCCUGUCCCCAGAGGCGUCCCCGCCCUCCAGCCCCCAUGUGGCUUCCCCCCACACCCACCCAGAGCUCCUGCCAGUGCCUUUGUUAAACUCUGUGUUCAGGACAGCCCCGACCCCGGCCAGGGCAGGGUCUCCCGGGCUCUGCCUCUUGAAACCUCAGAGAGCCAAUAAAACACUGAAAAGG